Penicillium oxalicum is the source of this 759-nucleotide messenger RNA. Its product is annotated as HD domain-containing protein. Lineage: Eukaryota; Fungi; Ascomycota; Eurotiomycetes; Eurotiales; Aspergillaceae. The coding region runs from base 1 to 759 and encodes 252 amino acids. The transcript has a single exon. The record is from RefSeq and is a predicted model, not a curated record.
AUGGACACAUCCAGCGAACAAUUCCAAACCCUCCACCAGGACAUGCUCACCUUUGUCAAUACCUGCAUGGCCGGCCACGAUCCCUCCCACAAUCCAGCACACGUCCACCGUGUCGCCAAUCUCGCAAAUACCAUCCUCGAAGCAGAGCAGAAGAACUCUUCCCCCGCACAACCUCCGCUCGACGCCGCAGUCGUGAAACUCGCCGCGCUGCUCCACGAUAUCGGCGAUAGAAAGUAUCUCCCCAGCUUGGCAGCCGCGACGAGUUCAAUCUCAACGGGCGCCAGCGACCAAUCCACCACCGCUAGUACAUACUCCGCGGAGGAUAUUGAUCCCAAGACAAUGGUGCAAGUGGCGCUGCUGAAGCACGGGGCCCCCGCGGAUCUGGCGGCCAAAGUGCAAAUGGUCGUCUCGCACGUCUCGUAUACCACAGAGUGCAAGGACCCCGUGCGGAUCCGUCGAUUGAUUGACGAGGAAGGGUAUCCUGAAUUAGCGGUGGUGCAGGAUGCGGAUCGGUUGGAUGCAAUCGGGGCGAUCGGCAUUGGUCGCACGUUUACUUUUCUGGGGGCGCAGGGGAAGAAGUUUGCUGGGGAGAAUGGUUGGGAAAUGGGGAAUUGUAUUGAGCAUUUUGUGGAAAAAUUGGAGAGAUUGGAAGGGAUGAUGAAGACGAAGACGGGACGAGCUAUGGCCAGAGCACGUACGGAGAGGCUGAAGAUUUUCCGAGGCUGGUGGGAGGAGGAGAUGAGUGCGGCGACUGCGUGA